This is a messenger RNA of Chinchilla lanigera (long-tailed chinchilla), 783 nucleotides long. RefSeq names its product succinate dehydrogenase complex assembly factor 4 (gene Sdhaf4). Gene Ontology annotation, biological process: mitochondrial respiratory chain complex II assembly. The transcript has 3 exons. The record is from RefSeq and is a predicted model, not a curated record. Bases 45 to 371 code for a protein of 108 amino acids. Gene Ontology annotation, cellular component: mitochondrion. Lineage: Eukaryota; Metazoa; Chordata; Mammalia; Rodentia; Chinchillidae.
ACCCCCUCAGCUGCGCGUGCGCAGGCGCCACCGUACUCGGCGUUAUGGCCGUAUUCAGCCUCUCCGCUUUGCUUGGUCGAGUCCACGCCACCGCUUGGCGAGCGGCAAGGACACCUCUCCUCUGUGAUGCUCUGAGGAAGAUCAGUUCUUCUCCAGGAGGAAAGCCUGAGCCGGUCAAACCAUCGCUGAAGAAGCCCAAACUACCGCUAGGUCGUUUCGAUGCGCCGGAGGGUUCUCACGUAGAACAGGAGCCGCUGAGCAAAUUUCCGGAUGAUGUUAAUCCAGUUACCAAAGAAAAAGGUGGACCCAGGGGACCAGAACCCACACGAUAUGGAGAUUGGGAACGGAAAGGGCGAUGUAUUGAUUUUUAAAACAUAUUCUUUAACUGUAUUAUCAUUCUCUGAAUAUGUACAUCUGAAUUUCUUAUUUCAGACUAUGUUCUUUUAUACCCUUUAAAUUAUCUCUUUUGUGUGUGUGCAUGUAACCAGAAAUUAAACCCGGGACCCUGUACAUCUUAGGCAAGUGCGCUGAGCUACAUCCUCAGCCCUAAAUCAUCUAAUUUGUGUAAUGUGUUCAAAUUUCUUUAAUGUAUAGGAUUACUUUGGAAGAAAAAGACUUCUGUAAAUUAGGAAAACUAUUUUCACAUUCAGCAUAUUAACAUUAACAAAUACAUUGGGUUAUAUAAAGGAUUAUUAGAGCUGUAAACCUUUACUUCAUAUUUUUUUAAUUUAAGUUAAUGAGUUGCUUGUAAAAUACAUGUGUAAAUAAAAUAUUUUAAGUGAU